AACGUCAAAAGCGGAAGAUUGCCGAAACUUUUCCGUCAGAGAAAAACCAAAAUGUUUUCCUUUUUGAUAUAAUUCGGUGUGUUGCUGGCGAAUCCAUCAUCAAAACAACGAUACCUGCGGUCCUAGUUUCUCGGUGAAUCCUGAAUUCCGCUUGAACGGGUUAGCCAAAUUUACCAUCAAUCAUGGCGGACGAUUACGAUCAAAAGCUUCGCGACAUGCAAAAAUAUGUACCAUUUUUGGAAAAUCUAAUUCAAAAUUUAAAGAGGAGCAACAAACACGAUGAAAAACGCGAAGCACAACUCAACAAAAUGCAAAUGUUCUAUGACUUAUUGACCAACAAAAAUAAGAAAUUGAAGCUUGAAACACUGGAAAGAUGCGAACAAGUCCUGGUCAAGUUACAUCAGAAAGCGGAAAAGAUGAAAAUUGAAUUGCCUGCCGCAAGAAGCGCAUCAGGUGCGAGUGCCGCAAGAAGCGCAUCAGGUGAGGGUGCCGCCAGAAGCGCAUCAGGUGAGAGUGCCGCAAGAUCAAAUAUACCUGCGGGCACCACUCCAGCUCCUGUGAUAGUGGCAACGGAGAAAGCAAAAGAUCCAGUUUCGAUUCCCAAUAAAAUGGAAGUUGAAUCGUCUUCAUUUCCAAAACCUGGAGCUGCCCCCAUUAGUCAAACAGCUCCCAGUGAAAUUGGAAAUUCAUCUAAUUCCGUAGAUAGAAGUAAUAAUCGUCCGAGUGAUAUUGGUACCAGCCCAACUAUACAAGCGGAGUCAAUCGCCCCAACACCCAAACCUGCCCAAGAAUCACUGCCUGAAAAUUGCGGCGUGGCUUCGAUAUUUUCGAACUCUAAUGGAAACCUUGACAGCAUCGGCCAAAAAUCGGACUGUAGUCAGUUGAUGGAAACUUCACAGCAGCUCGAUGAAGCCGGCACUGCUGAAAAGCUGCCCCUACCUUCCUCGGGUACUGAACUUGAAGUAGAGUCAUCUACAGAUCAAGUUGAUACCCCACCGCCUGUUGCAGACGAAGAAUCCGUUCCGUCUGAUACACCUGAAGACUGGAAAUCUACCAAACGGAAAUCAGAACCAGGCCCAAGUGAGGAACAAUUCAGUCAAUCAGUUCAUUCUGAAAGAAAUUCACCAACUUGUGAUAUAGAAAUGAAUCAAGCUACUCCAACGAAUACUUUGCCUUUACUAAACGAAGAGAAUGAACCGGAAGCGGCUUGCUCGUCUAUGGAGCUCGAAGAGGAUGAUAAACACGAAAGUAGCCCACCGGAACCAGAGGAGCAUCCAAAUUCCAAAGAGGACCUUCCAGAGAAGAGUCUUGGGUCAACAAGUGCGACUGUUACAGCUCCGAAACCACAGCCUGUUGUUGUUAGUUCCUCGACAAUGAAGAAUGACCCUGAAGAUUGCUCUGUGAGCAGCACGACCGCCAUUGAUCCACGUCGUGACAAAACCGCUGGCGAUGAAUCGGAUGAACAAAAUUCUUUGCAGGAUACAGUCACGGACAGUUCGAGCAACAAUGAGGGCGUUAACAAAAAUUGGAUUCAGGGGGCCUUGCUCAAUUUAUUGAAUCCGAACAAUCUUGACAAAAGCACUGUUUUGGAGAUGUUAGGAAAAGUUGUUGAUGGUAGUAAACUUCAGAAGAUCAAAGAAAUCCUGGUGGCAGAGGAAAAUGAAUCUUCUGCUGAUAAAGGAGACAAGGGGACUGAUGGCGCUGACAAGGGGGCAGAAAAGGAGGUUAAAAAGGAAGAAAUUCAGAACAAUGAUGAAGUUUUAGAUGAAGUGGAUAACAAAGCUGAAGAGCCGCCGUCAUCAGAGACAGAUAAGAAGUUGAAUGAGUCGAAACCACCCCCGAAGACCCGUAAAACUGAACUCGAUCGCCUUAAUGAAGAUAUGCGUUUCAUUCUAGACACAGACCCAGAAAAUCUGGGACCAAGCACCAAAAGAUCGUGUACAGAAAACAAGACUCCUAAUUAUUGUGAAAUUGGGUCCGAGCUAAAAUCGCAACCCCAAGUGAAAGAAACCGUGGCAACUGCGCCACCACCCAAGAAAAAGAAGAAGAAAAAAUAUGAAGUGUUCUCAUACCGAACGAGACGAAGAUCCAAACGGAAGAAGCCGAAGGCGGGCGGAGUUGCAGCUCUGGCCGGGAUAGAAAGCGGAGCUGAUGGUACGGAAUCAUCUCUAGGCGGCGGUGAUAUGGAAGAGACUGCAGAUGCGGAGAGUUUACUUGAAGAACUUCCAGCCGCCAGUCAGGAAUUGGAGGAGACAAACACAACAGAAAUCAACGAGUCAUUCCUCGCGGAACUUCAAGACGAGACUGUUUCCGAUCAACCAUCUGAGGCCGAGAAAAACUUUAAAAAUAUUCAUCCAGAAAUGCAUUCCCUAAGUAAAUAUGUUUCCACUUGCGCUAUUUGUAAUUUUUCGGGUAGAUAUGUCACGACGCACUACAUGAAUUCCCAUCGCAUGACUGAAAUGGUUGUGUCGCGUUUGCCUCCGCCGGCACAGGACCGCUUGAUGCGGGGCGAGGGUAUGGAGAGUGUAUUUACAGGCAAGGAUCCAUUUCAAAAUCGUGUCUAUCAAUUCACAUGUCCGUUUUGUAAUGUGAAGAAAAACUACGCUCGGAAAAUUUGGUCGCAGCAUUUCGGAUCGCAUACGGGGGAGUAUAAAUACAAAUGUUCCGGUUGCGGCUAUAUGUCGGUGAAUGUGCGGGGUCAUAUCAUGAAGUACUGUCCAGGAUCGCGCCCGAUUAUGCUUGAGAAUUUAGACAGAGGACAAGAUAUUGUUGGAUUCAUUUGUAAGCUUUGUAACUACAUCCAAAUGAACCGGGAGCAUGUCAUUUCUCAUCUGGAGCUUCAACAUGAAUGCCUGGAGGGGACGGACGAACUCAUAUCUGAUGUGACGCUCUUUAGGUCGGAUCUUAGCAACCUGAAUACCCACAGUGCUAAGAAACAAAGAAGCAUCCAAGCCGUCAAGGCGACACCGGAGACGAAAAAGCCUGCUGCACCCGCCGCAGGUCCUUCUCAUGGUUCCAAGGCUACGAAAAAAGUUGAGGAACCGUUUCAGGAUGAAGAAAACGAAGGAGAACUUUUGGAAGUGCUACCAGAAUUGAGUGGGGAUUCCAAGUUCGAGAUCCCAAAGCCACCGGACGGGCAGCCAUUGAAAAACAUAUACCCCUACAUGCAUUCACAGAGCGAGUAUGUGACGAGAUGUGUGCUUUGUCACUACGUUGGCAAAUUCAUUACCAAGCAUUACGUCAAGGAACACCCAGAGUCGGAAGUUUUCGUUGCUCGCAUCCCGCCCGAGCGGCAGGAUUGCAUCCUCAACAACCAGCAACUGACCAAACUCGGCCCGGUCACCGUCGUGAAGUACAAAAAUUACUAUCGUCACUCCGCCUGUCCGUUCUGUCCUGUGGAGAAAUCCAGUCAGAGAUUCGACUGGGUCAUGCACUUUGCCAUUCACACAGGAGAAUAUAAGUUCCGAUGCACGCAAUGCAACCAUUACGGAAAUGCCCGGAACGAGUUUGCCCGACACUUCAAAAAUGGGUGUCCGAACGGCAAACUGAUUCGAAUGUGGUCGCACUACAAGUACAACGAAGAGGAUCCGGUUGUUGGGUUCCUGUGCAAGCUUUGCAAUUACAUCCAAAUGAGCCGUAAAAACGUGGAGACUCAUUUGGAAACGCAACAUGAAACCACGUCGGAUGAAAUACUUCAAAUUACGCUGUUCACCGGAAACCCUCGAUACAAAGGUCGUCGUUCGGUUAAGGGUGGAGGGUAUAAAAAGUCAAAACGAUCCAAACGAAAAAUCAAACACGCUAUUGAGAGUAGUGGUAACCUGGACGUGCCUGAUUUCCUCUGCGAGGGUGAAGUGGACGAAGAAUUUAUGGCCGAAGAGAAUGGUCGUGACGACGGCAGCCCAAUGCCGGAUUCAAUGGAACAAAGCGGUCUAAUGGAUGACGAUGACGUAUUGCCAAUGCACCAGAUGUCUGCCGACUUUGGAGACAGUGGAUUUGAAAAUUUAUUUCAAAUGGAAAUGUGCGAAACAGCAGCUGCCCCAACGAUACCCGAAGAACAUGGCAUGAUUACUCGACAUCGGGCUGACAAUAGCGGCGGUAGAACGGACGACGAUGGAGAACUGAUACGUCCCACCGAAGAUCCCAUACAAAACAUUCACCCUGAGAUGCAUUCCCAGAGCGCGUACGCAUCGAAAUGCCUUCUCUGCAAUUUUGCCGGGAAAUACAUCGCAAAACAUUACGUCGAAGAGCACACUGAGCACGAGGUGUUUGCUUCUCGUUUGCCUCCGGAUAGUCAGAGGAGUCUUCUGUCCGGCGAAGGAUGCAUGCCUAUACGUUGUCUGAUCCGCUCCCGGAAGAUGAAUUACUACUUCGCGUGUCCAUUUUGUAAUCUUGAACGAGACUGCACCCGACACAACUGGGUGGCUCAUUUUGGGAUUCAUACUGGCGAGUACAAGUACCAGUGUUCGCAGUGUCCGCAUCGAGGGAACGCUUCUCGGGACUUUAAACGCCACUUCAAGGGAAGCUGUCGCCACGCCCAACAAAUCAGAAUGUGGCCUGACCUAGUCUCGAAGGAGGAACCCAUCCUGGCUUACUUUUGUAAUUUGUGCAACUACAUUCAGCUGGAUCGGGGUCGUGUCAUUGAGCAUUUGAAUACCCAACAUAGCUGCUACGAGCAACUUGUGAGCAAGAUAACUCUCCUGUUUAUCGACCCGAAAGCUGGUGAGACGGAAGGAGGCUUGACUACUAGCACUCCUAACGUGACCCCUGCGAGCACUAAACCUAAAUUGGUGAAGAAAAAGUUUGGUAAGAAACGACGCCCGAUAUCGAAAAUGUGGUCUACGAGUAGCCAAAAACGAGCUGCGUUGCAACGUCACAUCCAAGCGGCAGCGGAAAAUGAGGCAGCCGAGCAAAGUGGUGAUUCGGAAGAAGAGGAGGAGGAAGAUGGCGAUGAAGUUGUUGACGAAGAUGACAAUGUUUCAGGAAUGGAAGGAAGCGAACAGGACGAGGAAAUCAUCGAGAUUAUUGACUCAGACGACGAUGUACCUCCUCCGGUGACCAAGUCGAAAGUCCCCGCGAGCAGUUACGAAAAGAUACAAAGAUUUAUCGAGAGAACUGAACAAAAAUCCGCCGCAAAAUUUAAACCUAAUCAAUCGCUGUUUGCUACAGUGAAGAAGGAGGAUCGGACCGUCAACGACCUAAAGCAAGACAUUGUUCUUCCAUUCAGUCCUCCAACUAAGGAUCGGCCCCUCUCUAACGUUCAUCCUGAGAUGCACUCGCAGAGCGUCUAUGCGAAAAAGUGCAUAUUGUGUCCUUUCGUCGGUCGGCACCUGAUAAAUCACUACAUCAGUUUUCAUCCCCGUUUCGAAGUUCCAAUAUCGAGACUUCCGCCUAAGGCGCAGGAGCUGAUUGCGCGGAAUGAGUAUAACGUGGCUGUGGAGAUCGAGUCUAAUCCAUACAGCCCCAAACUGUUCUCGCACACCUGUCUGUUCUGCGACACGGAAUUCACCUUCGCAAUCAAGUCAUGGGUCGAUCACUUUGGAACUCACACCGGAGAAUAUAAUUUCAAAUGUUCGGAAUGCGGACGAAUGAUAAACUCGAAGCAUGACAUUCAUGAGCAUAUUCGAAAUUUCUGCAAAAAGGGUAAGGCUCUGGCUAGACAGUUCCCGGUCACAGACACGCAGACACUUCUUGCGUACAUCUGCAAGCUUUGCAAUUUCAUUCAAAUGAACCGCGGCAAUAUCGUCCAACAUCUCCGCGUGCAACACAAAUCCUUGACAACUGCCGACCAAAUCAUGCAGGUAACAUUGCUUCGUUUCAAUCAAGGAGUCAAUUCGAAAGAUGGAAUCAAAUCAAUGCUUGCAAAAAGGGAGGAUCGGAUCAAAGUGGAAAAUGCCCCAAUCGACACAAAGUACACAACAAGAGAAUACGUGAAGGUCGAGCAAUCUGACGCAAUUUAUGAAAUUUUGGUGCCAGAGACUGAACUGAAAGUUCCAUCGGAAACCCCGUCUACAAGUAAAACUAUAAAAAUGGAAUAUAGCUCCGAGAGUAAUUAUAGAUCGGAAACAUCGCGAAAUUUUGCCUCGCGGCUGUCGGUGCAAGGCGGAAGACCUCAACUGGUUAUUUCUGGACAACCUCUAGGGGGGAUACAAUCAUCGUCGAGACGCUCUGCUCCUUCUAGUUUGCACAGUAGUAAGUCCCAUCAAGCUUCUCGCGUUCCCCCAUCCAGUAUACUCGCUGAACCGGAAAUCGUUCAACGAAUUAGCCACCUUGGGUACAGUCACACCCCAGAUGGUACGAACAAAUAUCACUGCUGUGUUCGAUCUUGUACAUUUGCCGCAACAACUGUACCUAUCGCGCUUGCAACACAUAUCAUGGAUGACCAUCCCUCGCUAAUAUGGGAAGGAUAUUGUCGGGAGUGUCAAGGACACGUUGCCACUGGUAAAAAUAUGAAACUGACAAAAGAAAUUCAACAUCUGUUCGAGCACACCAGAAAGCGACCAGCCGAUACGAUGGAUUCACGUGACGACCAGUCUGCAACGCAUCCUACGAAAAUUCCACGUCGCUCGAUAACCACUCUUCAGAGACCUUGCACGAUUACACCCGUAACCUCACCUCCGACAAUGGCGGAUGACUCUGCUAAUCAGAUUAUCGCUCGAUUUGCCAAUAAUAAGAGCAUAACUAUCACGCGAGAAAUAAAAGCCGCAUCGCCAGACCGUUCCCCACCAAGAUUGCAACCACUAUCCCAACCUCAAGGCGCUGUUACCACGAAACAACAACAGGUCUUGAAAGAAGUCAAGCGAACAGCGCUGAAACCAUGGACUGUUUCGAAGAGUGUAAAAGCCGAGCACAUUGUCAAGUCCCUGCUGAGCGAUAUCUCGUUGUUUGCAUUCUUCAAAUGCAUGGGAAAUGAUUGCCACUUCACCACGAACGAUUCAAAUAAAAUGGCCGAACAUCUGGGAUUGCAUUCGGAACAAACCGACAAUGGGGCCUGCACGGAGCAAACGACUGAGUCCAAUGUUUUCUCCUGGCUGGAAUGCUGCUACUGCAGUACUUGGGCCGGAACUGUGAUGCAACUGAUUGCACAUAUCACGGCGAAGCACAGUCGCGAUAUAUAUCAAUGCCCACACUGCUUCUAUCGCUCAUGUGAAGACUACAAUGUUGUGACCCAUCUGAAGCACUACCAUCAGCAGCAACGAUUGUCGAUUUUGUAUUGCUUUGGACGAAAGCUACUAAAAGCUGGUGGAGACUUAGCCAUACAGGCGGUGAAGAGGACCCAAUGCGCCGGAUGCCCGUGCACAUUCAUGAAUCCUCUCGCAUUCGCCACAAAUGUCUCCGAGUACAUCGACAAUGAUCUUGGUGGUGACAUAUACAAAUGCUACUACUGCUCCAAGAAGCACACGAAAUCCAUCAUAGAAUAUGCCCGACAUAUUGUCGAACAUCGUCCUGUACACAAGGCGGACUCUUAUAAAUGCUUCAAAUGCUUCAAGGAUCAAACGCAGCUGAAUCAAUUGUCGAAUAAACAUAAUAUCAAAGCAUUCCAGUGCGUGCAUUGCGCGUAUUCGACAGACGACGAAUUUCAGAUUGGCCUUCACAUGGCACAGGUGCAUGCAUCGAAUUUAUUGUUUUGUGGAUUGAGAAUAAGAAUUCCUGCCAACACUACACAUGAGGAUCCAAACGCGAGAAUGGACAACGGCGCCGCAUUCGUGCUGCUGAGGAAGCGCGUGGGUGAUCACAGCUUCUAUAAGUGCCCAUACACACCUGUUCAACUGAAUUACUUAAAUCCGGCAAUCGAGCCCCAGCCAAUGGAAGACGAAGAAGAUGACGAAGACGAUUCACCCUCGUGCAGUAGCCCGGUGAUAUCUCAGAAUCCAGGUGGCUUGCUAAUAGCCCAAGUUCAAUCCAUAACAAACACCGAAUUUGCAUCUUUCAUUACAAUCGACGAUGACGAUUAGAGCGGUGAAUCGCAUUGUUGGUUUGCAGGAAUUCGGGGAAGUAAAUGUGGGGAAUUACGGCGUUAGAAAGCAUGGAUGAUGUCUAUUAAUUCAAAUUGUUCUAAUAGGAUAUUAGCGCUUCGGACAUAUGCCGCGUUUGCGGCGAUCUGGAUGUGAUGGAAAGGUUCACUGUUUCUAUCGAAAAUCGUUUUAGGUAUUUUAUUGUCGAUGAUAUGAAGGAGACAGUUAUAAUCCCUCACCUGUGCUGGUUUACUAUUCUUAAAGUUUUCACAAAAACAAUUGUUUGAAUUAGACUUAAAUUUCGCCUCUUUAAUUUUUUAGCUAGACUUAAGAGUAUUUUAAUGAAAUAGGAAAACAUAAUUGUGUAUUUGAUUUCAUAUAUUAACAUAUAAAGGAAUAUGUAAUAUCCUCUAUUUACUUGUGUUUACGUUGUACAAUAAAUUUCUAGAGAUCA
This is a messenger RNA of Hermetia illucens (black soldier fly), 8406 nucleotides long. RefSeq lists its product as uncharacterized. Gene Ontology annotation, molecular function: chromatin insulator sequence binding. The transcript has 6 exons. NCBI's taxonomy places the organism in Eukaryota, Metazoa, Arthropoda, Insecta, Diptera, Stratiomyidae. The record is from RefSeq and is a predicted model, not a curated record. Gene Ontology annotation, cellular component: chromosome. The coding region runs from base 183 to 7952 and encodes 2589 amino acids. Gene Ontology annotation, biological process: regulation of transcription by RNA polymerase II.